UGACGUCAGCUUCCGCAGGUCCCAGCUGAUGCGCCGACGCUUCCGCUCCGUCUCCAAACUGCUCUUGACCACAUAGAUGUUGACGCACAAACACCCAGACGGCGUUUUAAUCGAGUAAAGACGGACAUCAUGUGGAACAGGGAGAGGAUAUCGCUGCUGUGUGUUUUCGUGCAGGCUGCGUUCGUCGUGACGCGUUGCUUCACCGACGUGGAAACGGGGCCUGGGGCAGGUGUAGCGACGCAGCCGAACGGAGAUCGGUUCAAAAUCGAGGGCAGGGCGAUCGUCCCCGGGGUGAAAACACAAGACUGGGUGUCCACGGCGCGGGUCCUAGUGGAAGGUGAAGAAUAUGUCGGAUUUUUGAGAACCGAUGGGAGUUUCGCUGUGAAUGACGUCCCGUCGGGAUCUUACGUCGUUGAAAUCGUCACCCCCACCUAUAGAUUUGAGCCGGUGCGCGUGGAUAUCACAUCCAAGGGGAAAAUGAGGGCGCGCCUCGUCAACUACAUCAAGACUUCAGAGGUCAUCCGGCAGCCGUACCCGCUUCAGAUCAGAGCUCACGGUCCUCACACCUACUUCAUGAAGAGGGAAACCUGGGGCUGGACGGACUUCCUUAUGAACCCAAUGGUUAUGAUGAUGGUUCUGCCUCUGCUCAUCAUCGUUCUGCUGCCCAAGGUGGUCAACACCAAUGACCCAGAGAUGAGAAAGGAAAUGGAGCAGUCCAUGAACAUGCUGAACCCCAACCCCGAGCUUCCUGACGUCUCCGAGCUCAUGACCAAGCUCUUCUCUGGCUCCAAGGGCUCCAGCAAGGCAGGCAGCAGCAGCAAGGGCACCAGGCCAGCUGUUAAGAGGAGGUAGUACUGUACACUGUACACGUCUCCUGGAUUCUGCCUAAAAAAAAAAAAAAUAAGCCUGACUUAUGCCAUGGAAGCAAGAUUUUUAAGUGUCAUUUCCCCCCCACCACCCCCUCUUCUAGGUUUAUUGUACAGAUUUCUUUAUUGACAGAUGUUUUGAGCACAUCUUUAUUUCUAAUGCGCUAUUGAGAACUGAGCGGAGUUCAUUUUUUCCCACUCCAUGCUGCACUGAUAUAAAUUUCUGCUAAUACUCUCAUUCUUUAACCUGCUACGCAUCAGUCUUUUCUGUGCUAACCCUCCAUUGUGCUUUUUUUUUUUUCACUGCUGCUAAUUCCACUACCUGAAAGAGAACAUAUAUACAUAUUCAGAGGUUUUCUUUUUUUUUUUUUCUUUUCUCGAUUUGGUUAAUAUGACUGUGAAUGAAGAUAAAUUGAAUUUUAACAUUGAUAAAUUCUUAUUUAAAAGCCUGGAUGAAUAAAUUGUGAUGGUAUAUGACAA
Messenger RNA from Mugil cephalus (flathead mullet), 1346 nucleotides. RefSeq names its product ER membrane protein complex subunit 7b (gene emc7b). The coding region runs from base 130 to 852 and encodes 240 amino acids. The transcript has 5 exons. Gene Ontology annotation, molecular function: carbohydrate binding. Gene Ontology annotation, cellular component: EMC complex. NCBI's taxonomy places the organism in Eukaryota, Metazoa, Chordata, Actinopteri, Mugiliformes, Mugilidae. The record is from RefSeq and is a predicted model, not a curated record.